Messenger RNA from Knipowitschia caucasica, 252 nucleotides. NCBI's taxonomy places the organism in Eukaryota, Metazoa, Chordata, Actinopteri, Gobiiformes, Gobiidae. The record is from the annotation of a GenBank genome assembly.
AUGUGGAGCGAGGACGAAGACGGAGAUGGAUUGCUCUGGUAUGCGAUUCGAUCAGGAGGGGAGAGUGCCAUACCCGAGGAGGAGAGGAGCGUUGAGUGCGCGGAUUGUAUUGUAGGAGUACCGGGGAAGUUUACGACGGAAGUGAGGAUUCGAGGAGGCGACGACGGUGGACUCAGGGGUCUGGUAAUUGCCACCCUGGUGGAGACGAGUACGUUGGGAGAGUUCGACGAUAGGAUAGAUGAGAGUAUCUGA